Molecule: messenger RNA, 1914 nt
Organism: [Candida] anglica
Lineage: Eukaryota; Fungi; Ascomycota; Pichiomycetes; Serinales; Debaryomycetaceae
Source: the annotation of a GenBank genome assembly
AUUUUUUUUCUUAGUAACUUACUUUUUAUUUAAUGAGUCUAGUGAAUCUACUGGUUCGGCUUGUCCGUCAGUAUUCAAGAGGGGGCUCAGGCUCGUCCCGUAGGAACGGUACAGGUACCGUCCUUCGGUCGAAGCCAGGGAAGGCAUUGCAAGCGCCGCCAACAUCAACCAAAAAGACGACACUGUCAAAGAAUAACCAAUCAAAGGAAUCAAAUCAACUGUUCCUGUUUGGACAUUUCUCUGGUUUACAACAACCAACACGUCAACUGCGUGAAACUUCAAGUAAGGUGAUUGAAAAAAUUACCAAUUUUGAAGAGUUGAGAAUCUUUCCUUCAGUUAGAGCUGCUAUGAAGGAAGAGAUUAAACAUGGGUAUAAUUUGAAAAGCACAUAUAUAAAGGACAAGGAGGAAUUGGCUCUCAGACCAUCUCCAGUCCAAAUUGCUGCUAUUCGUAAAUUGACUCAACCAAGACUCACCAAGUUGAAGAAACAAGAGGAAUUGGCAAAUGGAAGUAACAAAAUUCUUAAUGAAUUGGCUAAACAAAACGAAUUGAAUAAGUUGAAAGUGUUUACCAUUGCUGCUGAAACUGGAUCGGGUAAAACUUGGGCAUAUUUGGCUCCAUUACUUUCUAAAUUGAAGGAAGAAGAAAUGCAAGCUUUCCAUAGAUCCAAGGAGGAAUACGCCAAGUAUAAGAAGGCUGCAGCUGUUAGAUCCGUCAUCUUGCUCCCAACUCACGAGUUAGUGGAACAAGUUUAUGAUACUGUUAACAGAGCUGCAACCAUCCGAAUCAAUGCUCAAUCUAAUAUCAAUCAGAAACUUCUUCAAAGCCCGGAGUAUAAGGAGUUCUUGGAACAACCAGAUCAACAACAUGCACUCAACUUGAAUGUAGUGAAAUGGGGUGCUGGUGAUGCACACACGAAAUUGGUUGAAGCUUCUAAAUCAGGCAGAAUUGAUGUGUUAGUUACUACACCAAGUAAGUUGAUUUCGCUCGCCAAUAUCAAUAAGAUGUCUAAUCCAUUUAGAAUGUUUUCACAUGUUGAAUAUUGUGUGAUAGAUGAAGCUGAUACCUUGAUGGAUAAGUCAUGGUUACUUGAUACAAGUGCAGUGAUCAAAAGAUUUCCUAAAUGUAAAGACUUGGUCUUUUGUUCUGCAACAAUUCCUCGUGAAUUCAACAAGACUUUGGAAAAGAUGUUCCCUGGAGAACAUUCACUCAUUAAUAUUGUUACACCAUCUUUACAUAAGAUCCCUAAAAAGAUUCAUCUUAAGGUUAUCGAUGCUGAGCUUUCGCCAUAUAAUGGGUCUAAGACUAGAUGUCUUGCACAAGCUUUGUAUGCUAUCCAUAAGGAUGGAACUGAAGAAGGGUUUGUUAAGAGAAUUUUAAUUUUUGUUAAUGAGAAAAAGGAUGUCGAACCACUUGCAGAAACUUUGAUUAAAAAAUAUGGUCAAAGAGAACAAGAUAUUGUGGGGAUUACUGGUAAAGACUCCCCACAACAACGGUUAGCCAAAAUCGAACCAUUUCUCCAACCUGCGGAGUUACUUGCUAACGAUCCUAAUGCUAGCAAGAUUAAGGUUUUAAUCACGACUGAUUUACUUGCCAGAGGGUUAAAUUUUGUUGGAAUAAAGAAUGUCAUCUUAAUGGAUUUACCAAAUACUUCUGUUGAUUUGGUUCAUCGUGUUGGGAGAACAGGCAGAAUGAGACAAUCUGGAAGGGUCUUUGUUAUUAUUAAUAAGAAGACCGGAAAGAGUUGGAUUAAGGGAUUACCUAAAGUAAUCAAAAAGGGUAUUCCUUUGGGUUAAAUAUAGAUAAUAAUUGGGGAUAUAAAAUAAGGAUACAUGGAUAUAUAAAAAUUAUUAAUUCUUUGAUGAAAUGACCACUUGUACAUAGAUAAAAAAUUAUUGGAAAUACAUCUUAGAG